UCUUGACCUCAACUAGGUAUCAUCGUCACCCUACUCGUUCUCCUCUCGCUCUCUUUUAAUCUCUACGGGCUGGCCAUAGGGUUGCUUCUUUACCUGUUCUCUCCUCAAGGUAUCUACAGUCAUAGGAGCCUCCAUCUUAUCGAGAAUUCGAGGACCCCGGUACACCACGUCGACUCAAAGAAACUCCAGCGACAAGUCAGAAGCAGGUACCUACCCCUUGCAAUGAGCAAGCCUGCUGGUAUUCGCGCCCUUCACAGCCGACUCUCAUGCGGCUACUCCUAGACUUCAUGGCCACAGUUGACAUUUGCCGCGCGCCACAGCAUGUUUUCGGAGUCUGAAGUAGACCAGAUCAGCGCGACUAAAGCUGCGACAUCGCAACCUGUUACAAUUCGUCGAAUAUAUAAAGGGAGGUCAUCGUCGCUUGUCUACCUAUCACUCGUCCUUCGCUUCUGACUAGUUUUGAAGAGUCUUACUUUCUUUCUUCGACACGCCUAGCAAUGAGCGACGCCAAUCGAGACGAAGACGAUGAGGCAGAGCCACAAGCAACCUCAGAUGUGCGCUCGCGGGCUGGAACACCUGUAGCCAAGCCUGCAAGCCUCAGGUGUUUGGCGCAUAUUCCCGAACCGCCUGAGGCAGCCGAGGCGUCCGAUGUUUGGCACUUCGGAUAUCCCAUGACCCCGCGCGAGAUCGGGGAAUUUCUGGAUCGCUAUCGUGGAGGUCGCGAGCGUUUCGGAAGCUACCCUGAUAUGUGGCCCGAGCACGUCGCCGCCUACGCCUCUUGCAAAACUGGGUGGCCAGGAAUUCGGCACGUCUUCGUUGAAGGCGUGAAGGACGUGCCUGGCAUCGGGGACAUGACAGGACCGGAGUGGCAAACCGAAUUUUCAUUGCAUCGUGUUGACGGGAAGCGAGAAGUGACUUUCCUUAUGAUAUGCUCGACGAUCGCAACCUGGUUCAUGGCGCAUAAGCCGUGGCAGGAGCAACUUGACGAGCUCACGAGAUUGUUUGAGAAGGAGCCCCUGUGGAUGAAGGAUGUAAUGCCGAAGAGAGAGGCGUGGAGGUUGUAUCAGUUCGAAUAUUAGUGAAUUCAUCUUUUGUAUCUUUUGGAAUGUAUGCUUCCGAUGAAGCAGCAAAUGUAUGAGUUCCGUCGGUUCACGCAGGAUUCGGUAGAAUGAUGUUGAUGCAUGUGGCCUGG
Schizophyllum commune H4-8 is the source of this 1192-nucleotide messenger RNA. RefSeq lists its product as uncharacterized. The transcript is spliced from 2 exons. The record is from RefSeq and is a predicted model, not a curated record. Bases 498 to 1079 code for a protein of 193 amino acids. Lineage: Eukaryota; Fungi; Basidiomycota; Agaricomycetes; Agaricales; Schizophyllaceae.